AUGAGUAGCCAAGACGAAAUCCGUGCUAAGCGAUUGGCCCGUUUGGCGGCGCUCCAGCAGUCUUCCCAGCAAGAACUGAGCAGCUCCAGAACUCCUCCAGAACCUUCUACUCCAAAGGAGAAGCCCCAGCCUGUAAAGAAAGAACCGGAGGCUCCCAAACCAGCUCCAGUACAGAAAAGACCUGCCGAAGAACCUCUGACUUCUUCUGCACCUCCUAAACAGACUCCACCUGCUGAAUCUAAGUUACUGUCCCCAGAACAAGUUGAUAAAUGGCUCCGAGCAGAGAUCCCAAGAACUUUUGGCGUUGGGUUUUCAGGUAGCCCUAAGUUUUCUGAUGUGGGAUCAUCUGGUCCUCUUUCAGCUGAUUCCAUCGAGGAUGUCUUCGUGGAGAUCUUAACUGAUACGGGCACUCCAGGGUCUACGUUACCAAUCGCGUAUCUCUUUGAUGUCUAUAAGAAAGCGUUCCAGUUGAAGCGCAUUUUGCCUAAGAAAGACCAAAUCUAUGACCAGAAGUUGGCCAUAGUCAACACUAUUAUCGGCUUUUGUGCUUCCUAUGGUCUCAUUUGCUUCCAGAUCCCAGAAAUGGUACUCAACAACGAUAUAGAAAAGUCCGUUGACAUAUUCAUUGAGCGCAGCGACAUGAGCCCCUUUUUGGUGGAUAUCAUCAACAAGGCUAUUGAACUGGACUACCUCUUGGAUUUGAUGAACUUGCUUUUACCAACCAUUAGCGCCAAAUUGCAUGGCCUUAAUCUUCACAAGCCAGAGUACAGCAAGUUCCUUUCGAUUUGGGAAAACUUGGUUUCAGUUAAGCCUGUUGCCGCCAUCUUCUCUCAGGUGGAUGGCUUUCGCCCUCCAGAUUCGUCGAAGGGUCUAGAUUUUGAACAUAAAACUUUAUUAGGUUCCUUCUUGAGACUUUCUCCAUUAGCUGGCGAAGUUGCAACAUUCUACUUUGCCGGAGGUGCCAAGUCGGACGCCCAGCUCGAACUUUCAUCAUCUCAGUUGAUGCCUCUCUUUUCAUCGGCUCAAAACGAGAUGAAAGUCGUGUUUGAUAGAAUUUGGUUUAUUGUGGAUAAACUCAUUCGUGGUUCUCCUCAAACCAGACAGGAUAUGAUGAAAUGGUUUGCAGACUUGGUUAAUGUUUCCCAUUUGAGAACAGGUUCUCAUGCCAAGGCGUCUAAGUUGCCCAGUGACGGAUUCAUGUUUAACAUUUCAUACCUUUUGAUUCGUCUCAGUAUGCCCUUCUUAGACUACCCUAUGUUUACCAAGAUCAACAAGAUUGACCCAGACUAUUUCGGACCAAAGAACAAGUUGUUGGAUGUCAAAGAGGAUGCAAGAAUGUACUCUUCGAGCUCUGAAGCGGACGAGUACUAUAGCAACUCAAUGGAUGAGGACACAAAUUUCAUCUCGGACUGUUUCUACUUGUCUUUAACAUACAUGGAAUACGGUAUUGGCGGUAUGAUUACGCAACACGGAAGAUUAAAGAGUGAAUUAAAGAGGUCUACUGAGAUGAUUUCUCGUAUGCAACGUGAUCCAGCGGCUAGAGGAAUGUUACCUCGUAUCACAGAGUUCUUGAACACUUCCCGUUGCAGGCUCUACGCCAUUGAUGCCGUUUCCCUCGACCAAAAUGUCAAUCUGGAAAUCUUUGACUUUGUGAUCGGUGCUUCCCAAUUCAUGGUGCGUACCAUCGACCCCCAGCAUAAGCAUCCAUUCCCAAAACUCGAAGUCCCCAUCUUCCAAAUUGAAAAAGUCAGUCAAUUGGAUGACCAUGACUUCUUGAAAACCAAAACACCUGUGCCAUGGAAAUUCUUCCCAGAAUACAUGUUGCUGGGCUUGAUCAACUACUGCAAGUUUAUCAGUCGGUACGGUGUCAACGCAUUGAUGAAUAAUGAAGAGAAACUUUCAGUCUUCGUUGAGUUCGCUACCAUCUUGUUGAGAUGUCCUGAACUUAUCGGAAACCCACAUAUGAAGGGAAGCAUCGUGGAGAUUUUCUUCGGCGGCUGUCUCCCAAUGAGAAAUGGUUCUCCCGGAUACAUGGCAAACAUUUUCAACACCAAUAAGUUGGUCUUGAACAACCUCCUUUACUCGCUUUUGGAUAUCUACGUGAUGAUCGAGAAGACUGGUGCUUCCUCGCAAUUCUACGACAAGUUCAACAGCAGAUUCUACAUCUCGAUGAUUAUUGAAGAGUUAUGGCACAAUGAUCAUUACAGAAACCAGUUGACGGAUUACCUGAGACAUAACGUUGAGUUUUUCAUUCGAUUCAUUGCUCGUAUGUUGAACGAUACCACCUUCUUGAUUGACGAGGCCUUCAACUCGCUUAAUUCUAUCCACAACUUGCAAGUUGAAUUCAACGCUAGAGAAGCUGGUAGCGAGGGUAACACCGACGAGUUUGGUACCACCGAGGAGCUUGAGUCUAACUUGCUGACUGAAGAGUCCAAAGCCAAGUCAUACAUGGGAUUGGCAAAUCAGACUAUGAAGUUGUUCAAGUUGUUCACAAAACAAGUCCCUGAGGGUUUCACAAUUGGUGAACUUGUGGACCGUCUUGCAGGUAUGAUGGAUUACAACUUGGCUCUUUUGGUUGGUCCUAAGUGUUCGACUUUGAAGGUGAAGGAGCCAGAGAAGUAUGAUUUCGAUCCUAAGAAGACCCUUGGUGAUAUUUGUGAAGUGUAUGCCAACUUAAGUGGAGAGAGUAAGUUCAAGCAAGCUGUUGCCAAGGAUGGCAGAUCGUUUGACGUCAAGUACUUUGAAAAAGCCAAGAGGAUUUUGACUACAAAAACCACUCUCGACGAUGGCUUAAUCAAGGACUUCUACCUGUUUGGUCUCGCAGCCGACCAAGAGCGUGUUGCCUUUGAACAAGAAGAAUUGGAGAUGGGUGAAGUGCCUGAUGAGUUGUUGGAUCCAUUGAUGUUUACUUUGAUGGAAGAUCCUGUCAUCUUGCCAGGUUCAAGAAUUACAAUCGACAGAUCCACUGUCAAGGCACAUUUGUUGAGUGACCCUACAGACCCCUUCAACAGAAUGCCAUUGAAGCUUGAAGAUGUCAUUGAUGACGUUGAAAUGAAGGAGAAGGUGACCCAGUUCAAGCAAAGUAAGAGAAAAACCGGGGCAUAA
Messenger RNA from Candidozyma haemuli, 3105 nucleotides. RefSeq names its product ubiquitin-ubiquitin ligase. The record is from RefSeq and is a predicted model, not a curated record. Lineage: Eukaryota; Fungi; Ascomycota; Pichiomycetes; Serinales; Metschnikowiaceae. Gene Ontology annotation, molecular function: ubiquitin-ubiquitin ligase activity. Bases 1 to 3105 code for a protein of 1034 amino acids. The transcript has 2 exons. Gene Ontology annotation, cellular component: nucleus; cytoplasm; ubiquitin ligase complex. Gene Ontology annotation, biological process: protein polyubiquitination.